Eremomyces bilateralis CBS 781.70 is the source of this 1560-nucleotide messenger RNA. RefSeq names its product MFS general substrate transporter. Gene Ontology annotation, biological process: transmembrane transport. The record is from RefSeq and is a predicted model, not a curated record. Gene Ontology annotation, molecular function: transmembrane transporter activity. Gene Ontology annotation, cellular component: membrane. Lineage: Eukaryota; Fungi; Ascomycota; Dothideomycetes; Eremomycetales; Eremomycetaceae. Bases 1 to 1560 code for a protein of 519 amino acids. The transcript has 12 exons.
AUGACUCCAGCCUAUCUCGACAUUUCGGCCAAUCCCUUUGCGGAUCCCCAGGUCCGAGACUACUAUAUUGGUGUCUAUGAGAAAGCAAAAUACGAGUGUCGACAUGCUUUCGACGCGGAUGCCACAUGGACAAAAGAAGAGGAGAAGAAGAUCAUCAGGAAACUCGACUGGCAUGUGUGCUUGUGGGCAUGCAUCAUGUUCUUCAGUCUACAGAUUGAUCGUGGAAAUAUCGGUCAAGCUGUUUCAGGAACUUUCUUACAGGAUCUUCACCUUAAUACUAACGAUUUCAAUCUUGGACAUACCGUGUUCCUAGUAUCUUUCCUCUUAGCCGAGUUGCCGUCUCAAUUAAUCUCGAAAAAGUUCGGUCCAGACCGCUGGAUUCCUACCCAAAUGGUUUUAUGGUCCAUAGUCGCCAUGUCGCAAGCAGGACUUCGAAGCAAACCCGGAUUUCUUGCAACUCGUUCUCUGCUUGGAAUGCUUGAAGGUGGUUUCAUCCCAGACCUAAUACUUUGGCUCUCCUACUUCUACACCGGCCGGGAGCUCCCCAUUAGGUUGAGCUACUUCUGGACAGCCUUAAGCCUCACUGGUAUCAUUGCUUCGCUCCUUGCCUUUGGAAUCUUCCAUCUCGAAGGCCACCAUGGUAUUGCAGGCUGGAGGUGGAUCUUCUUAAUCGAAGGAUCGAUGACACUUGUCAUUGGCAUUGCGGCCUUCUUCCUUAUGCCGGCUUCUGCAGCCCAGACAAAGACGUGGUUUCGACCUAAGGGAUGGUUUACUGAUCGCGAACUUACUAUUGUGGUGAACCGAGUGCUGCGAGAAGAUCCUAGUAAAGGAGACAUGCAUAAUCGACAGGCAAUCACCCCACGUCGACUAUGGACUGCACUGAAAGAUUAUGAUCUCUGGCCGAUUUACUUGCUCGCCGCCAUCUGUGGUGUUCCAUCGGGGCCACCCACUAUUUAUCUCACGCAAAGUCUUCGGAAUAUUGGGUUUAGCACAUUCCACACCAACCUUCUUACUAUUCCAACAGCGGUGGCCAGUAUAAUUUUUCUUAUCCUCAUUACCCGGCUAAGCGAAAAAUUAAAUGAACGCGGGCUUGUCAGCAUAAUACAAGCCUUAUGGACCCUUCCUUGCAUUAUUGCUCUUAGAGUGUGGCCAGGUCUUAUGAAAGAACAAUGGGCAACUUAUGCUCUACUCACGGUUUUACUGGGCGGUCCAUCUGCCUAUGCUAUUAACGUGGCUUGGGUGUCGAAAAACUCGAACAACGUUGGCUCUCGCAGCGUAUCUGCUGCUUUAUUCAACAUAUGCGCUCAAAUUGCCAGCAUCAUCUCGGCAAACAUCUAUCGUGAAGAUGACAAGCCGUUGUACAAGCGAGGCAACCAAGUCUUGAUUGGAAUCAACAUACUGAGCAUUGCUCUGUUUCUCAACGCAAAGAUAUACUACGUUGUCAAAAAUAAAAUUCGUGAACGCAAAUGGAAUGCGAUGACUCCCGAGGAGCGCGUUGACUACACAUACAAUACUACGGACACUGCUAGUCACCGACUGGACUUCCGAUUUUCCCAUUGA